AUGAAUGUCUCUGGCUCUCUUAUCAAGUUUCAAGAUAACCCAGAGUUUCUGGUCGAUUGUGAGGGCCUCCUGGAGCAAAGCUUCUCUGCUUCUGACGCCGGCUACUACAGCGCCUGCAGCAGCCUCUCUCCAGCAUCUUCCACUGAUUCCUGCUGUUUCUCUCCACCAACUUUUCACUAUGGAACAGGACAGGAGAGCUUUUCAGAGAUCUUUCCUCUGAAGAACAACAGUGAUCAAGAUAAGAAAAAUGGCAAGGUGGCCAAAAGGACCGGACGACCACGGUCAAAGUUCCCUGGGCUGAAGCGCCAGAGUGCAAGCGAACGGGAGAAGCUCAGGAUGAGGGACCUGACCAAAGCAUUGCAUCAUCUCAGGACCUACCUGCCUCCAUCAGUGGCUCCCGCUGGACAGAUGCUGACCAAGAUUGAAAUACUGCGCCUCACCAUCCAUUACAUUUCCUACCUGUCGGCUCAGCUGGACCUUGGGCAAGAAGAGGUGGCUCAUGGGAGACCUUCAGCAUUAAUGCAGGCUCCAAACGCACCAGGUUUCUAUGAACAGAGUUUCAACCAAGUGGCUCCUCAGACACCAAGCUUCUCCACACAGGAGGUCUUUAAUAUGCCUUACUGUCAGCAAUGCAGCUGCUCUUCUGGUGUCAAUGGAGAGGUGUGGGACUGUGGGAUUGAGGACGGGUCUUUGUAA
Molecule: messenger RNA, 696 nt
Organism: Neoarius graeffei (lesser salmon catfish)
Lineage: Eukaryota; Metazoa; Chordata; Actinopteri; Siluriformes; Ariidae
Gene: mespaa
Product: mesoderm posterior aa
Exons: 2
Coding region: 1-696 (231 amino acids)
Biological process (GO): heart morphogenesis; regulation of transcription by RNA polymerase II; mesoderm formation
Cellular component (GO): nucleus
Molecular function (GO): DNA-binding transcription factor activity, RNA polymerase II-specific; protein dimerization activity; RNA polymerase II cis-regulatory region sequence-specific DNA binding
Source: RefSeq, a predicted model, not a curated record